UUGAUGCAAUUUGGCUUCUGUGUGAGCCACUCUGCCAUUUGGACCCUGUUCUGUGUGGCUCGCCGAUCACGCCAUGUGUAGUUUAGUUGCAGUUUCGAUUCGCAUCGGAUUGCCUUGCCCAGGCAGCGCAUCAAUCAUCCAUCACGCACGAAAGACAACGACCCAGCCCGGCAGAGCAAACCUGAAUGGCAAACGCCCCACGCCAUGCAUGCGAUUGUAUCCAAGGUUCAGGUUCUGUCAGGAAUUCGGGAUGCAAUUUGGCUACCUCGCUGAACUUGGUCCCCGAUUAAAAUGCCUUUCUAAAAAGUUUGCAGAGGCCUUCAAUUGA
Drosophila elegans is the source of this 328-nucleotide messenger RNA. RefSeq lists its product as uncharacterized. Bases 74 to 328 code for a protein of 84 amino acids. The transcript has a single exon. The record is from RefSeq and is a predicted model, not a curated record. Lineage: Eukaryota; Metazoa; Arthropoda; Insecta; Diptera; Drosophilidae.